Messenger RNA from Gordionus sp. m RMFG-2023, 1059 nucleotides. RefSeq lists its product as uncharacterized. Gene Ontology annotation, biological process: regulation of DNA-templated transcription; chromatin organization. The record is from RefSeq and is a predicted model, not a curated record. Gene Ontology annotation, cellular component: nucleus; histone acetyltransferase complex. NCBI's taxonomy places the organism in Eukaryota, Metazoa, Nematomorpha, Gordioida, Chordodea, Parachordodidae. Bases 1 to 888 code for a protein of 295 amino acids. The transcript is spliced from 3 exons.
AUGAAUCGAAAGGUUGUAACUAAAAGGAAAUAUACCAGAAAUUCCACUAUUCACGAAAGUAGCUCAAAAUCAAAACUUGAUAAGGAUGAUAGAGACUAUUCAAACAAUGCUAGUGUCACUAAUAGUCCUCUCAAUUCACCUUAUAAUUUUUUAGCUUUGAAUCAAGGCAACAAAGAUUUUAUUUUCCAUUACACAAUACCAGAUAAAUUGAAAGACAGAUUGGCUCAAGAAUUUACUCAAAUAAAUAUUGAUAAAACUCUCAAUAUUUUUAAUAACUCAACCAAAUAUUCUAAAGCUCAACAAUCCAGACAAUUGACAGAUCUUACUAUAGAGGGUAUACUAUCAUGGUAUCUGGAUACCAAAUUAUUCUCCGAUUUAAGUGUUUAUGGACUUUUACCAAUAUCUACUAAUAUGGAUGAUCUAGAUUUUGAUUCGUUUCUACAAAAUUUGUAUGACGAUGAAAUAGCUCUUAAUAUUUCGGAAGCUUUAGAAGUGGAUAUUGUGAGGGAUGAUAAGGAAUCUCUUACAAAAAAAAAUGCUAUCAAAGAUUUUAUUCUUGCUGAACAGGAAAGAUUAGAAUUUGUCAGAGGGCUUAGGAUCUAUUUUGACAAGUUAUUUGACAAAAAAUUGCUCUACAAAAAUGAAAAGGCGCUUUACAACAAGUUUAAAUCGACCUCCCUUCAACAAAAUGAUAAUAUUAAAUCUAAUGAUCCUAAUGUAAAUGGAAUUAAUUCUAAGCCAUCAAACUAUCUUCAGUUGGAUCCAUUUUUAAGGUUAUUUGUUAUUUUGCCUGAAAUGAUAAAUCAAACAGAUUUGAACGAAAAUCAAAUAAGGAAAUUAAGCUUAAUGACUCAAGAUUUUCUUGAUUGUAUUGGAGAAAACAUUUGACUUUGAUAUGUAUUUUUUAAAAAAAUUAGUUUUCAUUUUGGCAAAACUUGUAAAUUAAUGAAAAUUGUACAGUUAUAUUGGCGAACAUUAUUAUUAAUUUUUUAUAUUUUCAUUAAAUAUAUUGUCACAAAAACUUAUUUUAAAUGUAAAGAUAUACUAAAGUUAUAUGAA